UACUACAACACAGAGCUUAACAUCCUUUCUUCUAAGUUCUAAGCCCUUUAGCUUCAUUGCAACUAAUAACAGAAUAAACAAAGAAACAAAAUGACACCCUCUUUCAAAUUCUCCCUAAAGAUUCAGAUUCUAACUUUAUACUUAACUUCAUUGCUUUCACUACAUUCCUAUGCAUUUACAUCGAAAGACUACACUUCAGCACUUGAGAAAUCCAUUCUGUUUUUCGAAGGACAGCGGUCCGGGAAGUUAUCCGGUGGCUCAAACCAAAGGCUCACUUGGAGAGGAGACUCUGCCUUGUCCGAUGGCUCUUCUUAUCAUGUUGAUCUUAGUGGUGGAUACUAUGAUGCUGGAGACAAUGUUAAAUUUGGUUUGCCAAUGGCUUUUACAACCACAUUAUUGUCAUGGAGUGUCAUCGAGUUCGGGGACGAAAUGGGGAACCAAAUUGAGCAUGCUAGAGACGCCAUUCGUUGGGGGACGGAUUAUCUUCUUAAAGCGGCUACAUCCACACCCGAAACAUUAUACGUUCAGGUAGGUGAUCCUAACAUGGAUCACCGGUGUUGGGAAAGGCCUGAAGAUAUGGACACACCGCGAAAUGUAUACAAAGUUACUACUCAACAUCCGGGAUCAGAUGUUGCAGCCGAAACUGCAGCUGCAUUGGCUGCAGCUUCGAUUGUGUUCAAGAGUUCUGACUCUUCUUACUCGAACAAAUUGCUUCAAACUGCGAAAAAAGUGUUUGAUUUCGCCGAUAAGCAUCGCGGUUCUUAUAGCGAUUCGCUUAAUUCGGUUGUUUGCCCAUUUUACUGCUCCUAUUCAGGAUACCAUGAUGAGCUUCUUUGGGGUGCUUCUUGGAUUCAUAGAGCCUCUGGGGAUAGUUUAUACUUAGAUUACAUUAAAUCCAAUGGCCAUACAAUGGGCUCAGAUGAUGAUAGCUACUCAUUUAGCUGGGAUGACAAGAGACCAGGAACCAAAAUUCUCCUUUCAAAGGAUUUCUUUGACAAAAAAGUUGGCGAAUUCCAACCAUUCAAAGCACACUCAGAUAACUACAUAUGUUCUCUAAUUCCUGGCACAUCAAGUUUUCAAGCUCAAUACACACCAGGAGGACUUUUCUAUAAAGGAAGUGAAAGUAAUCUUCAAUAUGUUACAACCUCAGCUUUCUUACUCUUAACAUAUGCAAAGUACCUUAAUUUAAAUGGUGGAGUUACCACUUGUGGAGGCUCAACAAUCACAGUUGAAAACCUUGUUUCACAUGCAAAGAAACAAGUUGAUUACAUAUUAGGAGAUAAUCCAGCAAAAAUGUCUUAUAUGGUUGGAUUUGGUGAAAAAUAUCCUCAACAUGUUCACCAUAGAGGCUCUUCUCUCCCGUCAAUUCAUUCACACCCCUCUCGCAUUUCUUGCAAUGACGGCUUUCAAUACUUGAAUUCUGGAUCCCCGAACCCUAAUGUACUUGUUGGUGCUGUCGUCGGUGGCCCUGAUAACCGAGAUAACUUCUCGGAUGAUCGGAAUAAUUAUCAACAAUCUGAGCCUGCUACUUACAUUAAUGCACCUUUUGUUGGUGCUCUUGCUUAUUUCUCAGCCAAAAAUUAGUGAUUCUAGCUAAGUUACCAAACUUAGCAUUUUUAGUAACAAAAAAGUUACCAAAAAUUAGUGUGUGUAUGGGGUUGAAGUGAAAAUAUAUGAAUAUUUCCUCUUUCCCAAAAUUAAAAUGAAUAUUCUAUCAAUUUCCAUAUAUGACAAUGAAGCCAAAAUAACUUUAUAUGUCAAGAUCAAGAAUGUUGUUUGGAAGCCAAGAAAAUACCAAAGAAAAUUGAAAUGUUAUGACUCUAUAUUUAAUGAACAUCACAUUUCAAUUGCA
Molecule: messenger RNA, 1852 nt
Organism: Cannabis sativa
Lineage: Eukaryota; Viridiplantae; Streptophyta; Magnoliopsida; Rosales; Cannabaceae
Product: endoglucanase 1
Exons: 6
Coding region: 91-1584 (497 amino acids)
Biological process (GO): carbohydrate metabolic process
Molecular function (GO): hydrolase activity, hydrolyzing O-glycosyl compounds
Source: RefSeq, a predicted model, not a curated record